Messenger RNA from Lathyrus sativus (Indian pea), 900 nucleotides. The record is from the annotation of a GenBank genome assembly. NCBI's taxonomy places the organism in Eukaryota, Viridiplantae, Streptophyta, Magnoliopsida, Fabales, Fabaceae.
AUGUUGAUAACAGCGAAACCCACUCAACUUCAACCAUGGUUACAAUUCCCACCAUCAACUACACUCCCUAAACGAACAACCUUCAACACCACCAGAACCAUCGUUCUCAACACCACCAGAACCAUCGCUCUCAACACCACCAUCGACGACACCAACAACACCACCAUCGAUGACACCAACAACACCGCAUCUUCUUAUCCACAGAAACCUAAAAGGAGGAACCCCAAUCGAAAACUCUACCCCGGAGAAAUCACCGGAAUCACCGAAGAGAUGAGGUUCGUCGCCAUGCGACUUCGCAGCGACAAAACCAACACCACCGUUUCCACUUCGAAAACUACCUCUACAGAACAACACGAUGAAGAACAGAUUCCUGACACGUGGCAACCUUCCAUGCUAGGGUUUACCCGAUUCUUAGUCGAUAAUCAACACGUUUUCAGCACGCUUGAACGCAUUAUUGACCAUUCCGAUAACGAUUCAUAUGCCUACAUGAGAAAAACUGGAUUGGAAAGAUCAGAAGGGAUUUUGAAGGAUUUAGAAUGGUUGAAGGAAGAAGGAGUUGAAAUUCCCAAUCCAAGUUCUCCUGGGAUAACAUAUGCAAAAUAUUUGGAGGAGCUUGCGGAAAACACACCUCUUUUUCUCUCCCAUUUCUACAAUAUCCAUUUCUCUCAUAUAACUGCUGGCCAGGCUAUUACAAAGCAGGUUUCGGAAAAGCUCCUGGAAGGUAAGGAGCUGGAGUUCUACAACUGGGAAGGAGAUGUACAGGAAAUGCUGAAAGAUGUACGAGAGAAGCUUAACGUGCUUGCAAAGCAUUGGUCUCGGAAUGAAAAAAAUAAAUGUUUAAGAGAAACAAAAAAGUCAUUCCAGUUUAUGGGAGAGAUUGUUCGUUUAAUCGUCUUAUGA